This is a messenger RNA of Paraphaeosphaeria sporulosa, 453 nucleotides long. RefSeq lists its product as uncharacterized. Lineage: Eukaryota; Fungi; Ascomycota; Dothideomycetes; Pleosporales; Didymosphaeriaceae. The coding region runs from base 1 to 453 and encodes 150 amino acids. The record is from RefSeq and is a predicted model, not a curated record. The transcript has a single exon.
AUGGAACCCGCGGAAGUCAUGAGCAAAAUUUCCAAGAGGAGAAUGCCUGCGGAGCAUGCGGCAGAAUUCGAAGCGUUCGUCGACAAUUUACCCAACCUACCAUCCCCUAGCAGCGAAUAUCGACACACCCUGUAUGCAAAGCACUUGCCCCAGUGGCAUGGUAUCAAGGACUGGGAAUUCGCCCCACUCCGCCAGGCAGCAGUUGACUACAGAAAAGACGGCAAGUGGGAUGCCGACUGGAAGAAGCUGCUCCUCCAUGAGUUCUACGCCAGAGAAAUCAGAUACAUCAAGAAAGACCCAGACUUCAUCAAUGCGCGGUAUGGCGGCCAAGGGUACGAGGGCCUAUAUAAGGACUGGACAUACCAGUGGUCUGGCGGGUCUUGGCAGCCAAGACAUGAGGAGCCGAUUAUUCGCCAUGAUCAGAUUAAGGAAAAGGCUGGGGGUGUAGGCUGA